UUUAGCAUGCUACCAUGGGACAAGUGACCACUCCUGUCAGCGAGGGAGGUCGGGGUGGUCUGCUGGCGAGGGAGAGGCUGUAACUUCUGCGUGACCAUGGUACCUGUUGAAAACACAGAGGGCCCCAAACUGCUGAACCAGAAGGGGAGAGAGGCGGAGACCGAUGGCAGCUACGGAGCCUGCGGCGGCCGGCGUCCUGCCUGCCGGGGAGGUUGCAGCCUGUUUACUUUCCUGACAUCUGUCACCGCGGCUCUCAGUGGCCUCCUGGUGGGUUAUGAACUUGGACUCAUCUCUGGGGCUCUUCUUCAGAUCAGAGCACUACUAUCCCUGACCUGCCACGAGCAGGAAAUGGUUGUGAGCUCCCUCCUCAUUGGGGCUUUCCUUGCCUCUCUCAUUGGAGGGGUCCUGAUAGACAGGUAUGGAAGAAGGAUUGCAAUCAUCUUGUCAUCCUGUCUACUUGGACUUGGAAGCUUGGUCUUGAUACUCAGUUUGUCCUAUACAAUUCUUAUACUGGGACGCAUUGCUAUAGGGGUUUCCAUUUCCCUCUCUUCCAUUGCCACUUGCGUGUACAUUGCAGAGAUUGCUCCCCAAAACAGAAGAGGACUUCUUGUGUCACUGAAUGAGCUGAUGAUCGUCACUGGCAUUCUUUUCGCCUAUAUUUCAAAUUACGCAUUCGCCAAUGUUUCCCAUGGAUGGAAGUAUAUGUUUGGUCUUGUUAUUCCCUUGGGAAUUUUGCAAGCAGUUGCGAUGUACUUUCUUCCUCCAAGCCCACGGUUUCUGGUGAUGAAAGGACAAGAGGAAGUUGCUAGCAAAGUUCUUGGAAGGUUAAGAGGGGUAUCAGACACAACUGAGGAACUCACUGUGAUUAAAUCUUCCUUGAAAGAUGAAUAUCAGUAUAGUUUUUGGGAUCUGUUUCGUUCCAAGGACAACAUGAGGACCCGAAUCAUGAUAGGUCUAACACUGGUAUUUUUUGUACAAGUCACUGGCCAGCCAAACAUCUUAUUCUAUGCAUCAACUGUUUUGAAGUCUGUUGGCUUUCAAAGCAAUGAGGCAGCCAGUCUCGCCUCCACUGGGGUUGGGGUCGUCAAGGUCGUCAGCACCAUCCCAGCCACCCUUCUUGUGGACCACGUUGGCAGCAAAACCUUCCUCUGCAUCGGCUCCUCUGUAAUGGCAGCUUCGUUGCUAACCAUGGGCAUCGUGAAUCUCAACAUCCACAUGAACUUCACCAACAUCUGCAGAAACCACAGUCCUAUCAACCAGUCCUUGGACGAGUCUGUUUUUUAUGGAACAAGAAAUCUGUCAGACAGCAACAGUACUCUCAGAGAGCACUUUAAAGGGGUCACUUCCCUCAGCAGGAGCUCACUUAUGCCCAUGCCAAAUGACAUGGAUAAGAGAGAGGAGGUCCCUUCGAUACCCUUACCAAAUGCUGGACUAAGCCAAACUGAACAUCAGAUAGUCACCGAUCCUGCUGAUGUCCCAGCAUUUUUGAAAUGGCUGUCCUUAGCCAGCUUGCUUGUUUAUAUUGCUGCUUUUUCCAUUGGUCUAGGACCAAUGCCCUGGGUGGUGCUCAGCGAGAUCUUCCCCGGUGGGAUCAGAGGACGGGCCAUGGCUCUCACUUCUAGCAUGAACUGGGGCAUCAAUCUCCUCAUCUCUCUGACGUUUUUGACUGUAACUGAUCUGAUUGGCCUGCCGUGGGUGUGCUUUAUAUAUACAAUCAUGAGUCUAGCCUCCCUGGUUUUUGUUAUUGUGUUUAUACCUGAAACAAAGGGAUGCUCUUUGGAACAAAUAUCAAUGGAGUUAGCAAAAGCGAACUAUGUGAAAAACAACAUUUGUUUUAUGAGUCAUCACCAAGAAGAAUUAAUGCCAACACAGCUUCAAAAAAAACCCCAAGAGCAGCUCCUGGAGUGUAAAAAGCUGUGUGGAAGGGGACAACCAAAGCAGCCUUCUCCAGAAACCUCAAGGCCUUAGGAAUGUUGAUACAGGAUAAGAACACUACCAGUGGCUUAUCUGCCACCCCCAGGUUUUUAUUCAGUGUCCUGAGCUAUUUUUAAAGGGACACCUGAAAUUAUAGACACCCUUUAUUCCCUCUUCCCCAAAGGGAAUCUCAAAAGGUAGAUGAAAUACAAGGCCCCAAGCAGUGUUUUUAUUUUGAGUAAGGUAUCAGGUGAAAGGAAAUUCUGGCUGGUUCAAUACUUUCUCCUUCACAGAGCAGGAUUUGAAAGACUAAAUCCUAGUAAUGAGAUCAACCUUUGCCUUAAGCUAUGUAUGUAUGAAGGCCAGUUGCAGCUUUAUUAUUCAGAAACACAGUUUUCUGGAUCUGAGCUUACAUUUUCCCCUACUAAGAUACUAUUUGCACUGGGUCUUGUGUAAAAAAGAACCAGGACAAACAAUGUAGAAAAUCUAGUUGCACACGUGUUCUAGAUCAGGAUAGGCUCCUGGCUAGGAUCUGUGGUAAUUCCUAGUUACAGUUCCACAAGUACAAAGAUUAUGGGAGCUUAUCUUAUGAAUUAUGAAGUACAAUUUAAUGCAAAAUAUACUACUUUUAUGACUUUCAUGUUAAUACUAUAAAAUAUUAAAAGAAACAAUUCUGUAAUACUUGAGAAAAAUAAGCAUUUUCUAUGUUUUUAUUUUAAUGAUUACAGAGGACAAUAUUAAAAUCUUGGGACCAUAUUUAUCUAGAAGUAGCUAUUAGUAAAAUAUCAGAAAAGGAAUCAGUUCAUUAGGUUAUUUAUCCAAAUCUCUAAGCAAUUAGGUUUAAGUUAUUAGGGCAAGCCUAUAUAUAGGUUCUCUCCUUGGAAGACUCUCAUAGUUUUUAGUAAUCCUUCGUUUCCUGCAAUUUCUCCCACAUCUCAGGAAUAUCUCUACCUCAAGUUAUGGCAGAGAGACUAUAAUUGAUGCUGACUUUCAGACACACAGACAUAAUAGAUGACAUUCAGAAAUCAGGACAGUUUCCUCACUACGUUCUUUGUGAAGAAAUAGAGAUGGCCUACCAAACCAGCAAAUUGGGUUUUUAUCCAACCAUGGUGGAUUGCUCUCCAGUUGAAUUUAAGACUAGAUAAGGUGAGAAUUUAAAAUGAAAGAAAAUCCAUAAUAAAUCUAGAACCACUUAAGUAAAAAUCCAUUAGGUUACUAAUAUAAACUAUGAAAGACACACAAAAAACUUUUAACGCAUGAACAACCUAACUUGAAAAAUAAUUUUUAAAAAUGAUUAAUCAAUAGAAAAGAGAAUCCUAAGUGUCAAAACCCCUUGUUAUUUAGCUUGAAAUUUUCCUACUGGCCCCUAACAAACUGUUUGUCCCAGUUUGAUAGAAGGUACAUUCUCUUAUAAAAAAGUGGAAAAGACUAAGUCUAUAUAAAAAUAGCAAAACACUAAUAUUAGAGACUCAGGAAAAUGACUAAAAGUCCUGGUUCUGAGAUAUAUUGCCUAAAUUAAAAGUAGGCAGGAAGGAGCUAAAAGGAAUGGGUAUUGAUUCUUUCAUAUGCAAAUUUGUGUGCAUUUUUUUGUUGUUUUGGAACAAGAAGGUAAAGUGUGUUCUUCAGAGGAUCAGUUUAACUUAUCAUGAAUUAUAUGCCAGGAUUUUUAAAAAUCAAGACGGUUAUUCAUGUUAUUAUUUUUUUUUUUUUUUUUUGCCAAGCAUCACAGAUUGUUUAAGGUAUUUAAAAAAAAAUUGUAUCACAAUUCCUUUUAAGUUCAAACACCAUAUAUACUUAUAGUUAUUUCUUGGUUUUGCCAUUCAUUGCAAAUGGGCAGAAAAUAAACCAAGACUGUGUGUAUUACUACUGACUUCAACUUUAGUAUCUUAAACAUUCUUUUAUAUUUUCCUUUUAUCAUCCUGAGUCUGUAAGCAGACAAUUUUGUCUUCAAACUAAUUUUUACCCAAUACCUGUCCCCUCCACCCACCAAAGUCUUUUGAUUUUCAAAAAUAAAAAAAGGGGAUAAUACUUAUAAUUGUAUGUAUAUAUUCACAGCUUUUAUUUAUAUAAAAAAUGUACAGUACUUGUGGAAAGCCAGAAGACAUCAGACACAUUCACUUCUUCCCAGCUUUGUCAUGCUUAGUGGAUCAUCCACAAACUCUGCCAGGUGGUGAGCGCACAGUGAACUAAACCCAGACCUGGUCAGGCUAGCUUUCCUCCCAGAUCAGAUAAAGCAUUUCCCUUUCUACUGAUAUGCAAAGUUUUCAAGUCAUCCAAACACUGAAAAUGUUACAUCACCUAGAUCUACACCAUCGUCUGGAUCUGUAUAAUUAUUUCCCCCACUCUUAUUUGUGAACACUGCAAGACAGUUUACUUAUUACUCUUUAUUAAAACUAAGUGGAAAAAUCUCAAAUUUUAAAAACAAUCUACCUAUAAUUCCUCAAUCUAACAUUAUUCUUUGUAUUUAUGAGUUUAGCUAUCCUACUGAUCUUGAAAUGAAGCAAACACAAAUGUUAAAAAAAAAAAAAAAAAAAAAAAAAACAGAAAAAAAGUGUAAAACUCACUUGAAUCUU
Molecule: messenger RNA, 4487 nt
Organism: Sciurus carolinensis (gray squirrel)
Lineage: Eukaryota; Metazoa; Chordata; Mammalia; Rodentia; Sciuridae
Gene: Slc2a12
Product: solute carrier family 2 member 12
Exons: 5
Coding region: 97-1968 (623 amino acids)
Biological process (GO): transmembrane transport
Cellular component (GO): membrane
Molecular function (GO): transmembrane transporter activity
Source: RefSeq, a predicted model, not a curated record